This is a messenger RNA of Puccinia graminis f. sp. tritici CRL 75-36-700-3, 822 nucleotides long. RefSeq lists its product as uncharacterized. Bases 1 to 822 code for a protein of 273 amino acids. The record is from RefSeq and is a predicted model, not a curated record. NCBI's taxonomy places the organism in Eukaryota, Fungi, Basidiomycota, Pucciniomycetes, Pucciniales, Pucciniaceae. The transcript has a single exon.
AUGGCAGGACUCGCAAUCUCCCUCAAAGAUGAGCUCUCGAUGCUCCCGGUACUCACUGGCGAAGCCAACUACCCAAUGUGGACUAAACGCAUGAGGACCUUCCUCAAGAACAAGGAACUCUGGGCAGUGGUCAAUCGGGACCCAGGUGCUGCCCCCACGGCAAGAAUCUUGAAACAAUUGUCCGACGCCGGUCACGUCAUUACCAUGAAGAUUGGCGACCGAGUCUAUAAUGGUCUUGUGACGGAGGUGAAUGAGGAUAAUGGCUACCUCCUCUGGAAGAAGAUCACUCAGACCUACUCCAGAUACACCACUCAUCGAUACACCAAGUGCAUGACCACUUGGCACGCUAUACGGUAUGAGGGACGAACUCUAGAAUUCAUCAAGAACAUUGAGGAUGCACUUGACGCCUUCGCAGCAAUUGCUCAUCCGAUUCCCAGUAAAGACAUCUGCAGCAUUAUUGUCUCGAAAAUCUCCAUCACUAGACGAGCUCUCACUGAUUCGUUCAUAUUCAAUCCUGAACUGAUGGAGAAUCAUGAGAUGCUUAUCGAUCGACUUCGGGACAUAGCUGAAGAGGAGGACGACAACAUCAAGAGGAAAGGUGGCUUAGAGAAGACAGCUGUCGCCUUGGCCAACAACACUAGGACCCGCCCACCACCUCGUUGUCGCAACGGGCAGCACAACCCUGAAGCCACUCAUCCAGAGGAGCGCUGUUGGUCGGCUCACCCUGAAACACGCAUUGUCAAAAAUCCGCGACCCAAGCCCUCACAGCACCACACAUCAGCUGCACAGCCUUCCGCCUCUCCAGCCAAUGCUCCCGGGUGA